Messenger RNA from Fibroporia radiculosa, 663 nucleotides. RefSeq lists its product as uncharacterized. Gene Ontology annotation, biological process: mitochondrial glycyl-tRNA aminoacylation. Gene Ontology annotation, cellular component: cytoplasm; mitochondrion. The transcript is spliced from 3 exons. The record is from RefSeq and is a predicted model, not a curated record. Gene Ontology annotation, molecular function: glycine-tRNA ligase activity. Bases 1 to 663 code for a protein of 220 amino acids. Lineage: Eukaryota; Fungi; Basidiomycota; Agaricomycetes; Polyporales; Fibroporiaceae.
AUGGCAAGCACCACCACCGUGAACAAGACGGCGCACCCGUUCGACAAGGCGCGCCUGGAGGCGCUGCUCAAUCGCCGCUUCUUCUACGCCCCUGCGUUUGAGAUUUACGGCGGGGUGGCCGGGCUGUACGACUACGGCCCGCCUGGGUCUUCUCUGCAGAGCAACAUCAUUGCCGAAUGGCGCAAACAUUUCAUUGUCGAAGAGCACAUGCUGGAGCUGGACACGACCGUGAUGACGCCGGCGCCCGUGUUCGAGACGUCCGGGCACGUCGCGCGCUUCGCGGACUGGAUGGUGAAGGACGUCAAGACGGGCGAGGUGCUGCGUGCGGACCACCUCGUGAAGAACGUGCUGUCGUCUCGGCUGGCGAGCGAUCAGGAGGCGCGCGGGCAGGCAGCUCAGCCUCCCAAAGAAGACGAGAAGGCGAAGAAGAAGCCAAAAAAGGACAAGGCCAAGGCUGUGCCGGUGCGGCUGGCAGACGCGGUCGUGGCCGAAUACGAGACCAUUCUGGCACAGCUCGACAAUUACUCUGGUCCCGAGCUGGGCGAGCUGUGCCGGACGCACAAGAUCACGAACCCAGACACCGACAACGAGGUGUCGGAGCCGCAGCAGUUCAACCUGAUGUUCGCGAGCAGCAUUGGGCCGACCGGCCAGCACCCAGGGUAG